GAUCUAAAAGAAAGAUGUGGUGCGAAGUACUUAGAGAUCAAAACACACCGUUUGCGCAGCCAUUGGUCCACAACAGACACGAUAGCCGUUUGGGUGGACAAAGAGAUCGACCACUUGAUAGGUGUGGCCAAAGACAAGAAGAAGAUACAGAAAAAAGUGGAAAAUAUUCGUAAAUCAUCGGUUGAAAUGAAACCUAAAAAAAGCAUUUUAAAGAAAUUAAUGAGAAGAAGAAGUAUUAGUAGUAAAGAAGUGUCCGAUUCUCUGAGCACAGGCACCGACAGUCGAAAUGAUUCAAUCGCAUCAUUGAAUACCGAAAAGUUAAAACUCAGAUUAAUGCACGAAAAGGGUGUAAAGCCUUCGUUUAAGAACAUUUGGUCCGUCGCUGACAUUCAACGACUUAGAGAUUUCGAAGAGAAAGAAAUUCUGGAGGAGAUUGUGAGAGGACUUGUCGUCUAUCAGAGAAAAGCAAACGACUAUCACUUAAAUGAAUCAAAUCAAAGCGUCAGAGACUUUCUUUUAUUACAGUCCUAUAAAGAACUCGAUGACUGUCUCAAGAGAUCCUAUUUAUUAGAAGCAAAGACUCUCAAAAAGACAUCAAAUCAAUUAAUACCAGCCAAUUAAAUAAACAAACUGUACUCGGUUGUUUUAUAAACAUUUCAAUAUCAG
Medioppia subpectinata is the source of this 666-nucleotide messenger RNA. The record is from the annotation of a GenBank genome assembly. NCBI's taxonomy places the organism in Eukaryota, Metazoa, Arthropoda, Arachnida, Sarcoptiformes, Oppiidae.